AUCUCUCACUACAGACCUCUGCUUACUACAUAACAAGCUGCAGUCAUCCUUAUGAAACGCAAAUACUGGACUGUGUCCACUGUUAGGGCGACUAAAGAGCCAAUUGUGUAGAGAAGCUGCGCGUAUUAAAAUGUCCUUCUACAGGAAUACUGUGUGGCUUGUCAAAGGACUCCAGGAGUAUACAAAGAGUGGCUAUGAAGCAGCAGCAAAGCAUUUUGUUCCAGCUGACCUGGAUGUAAACCUGAAUGGAAGGUCCUUCAUGGUGACAGGUGCCAACAGCGGGAUAGGGAAAGCUGCAGCGCAGGAAAUCGCUAAGAGAGGGGGAACGGUUCACAUGGUGUGUCGAAACAAGGGGCGAGCAGAAGCAGCCAAAGGUGAAAUCGUUGAAAGCAGUAAAAAUGAGAAUGUUCACGUCCACAUUGUUGACAUGUCGAGCACCAGGCAAGUGUGGGAGUUUGCGCAGAGCUUCUCACAGAACAACACACUGCAUGUGUUGAUCAACAAUGCGGGCUGUAUGGUCAACCAGAGAGAACUAACUGAGGAGGGUUUGGAGAAGAACUUUGCCACAAAUACGUUGGGUACAUACAUCCUCACCACUGCACUGAUACCUGCACUGAAGAAGGUUGAAGACCCGAGAGUGAUUACUGUGUCUUCAGGUGGCAUGCUCACACAGAAAUUGGACGCGGACGACCUCCAAUUUGAGAAGGGGACAUUUGACGGGACCAUGGCCUAUGCUCAGAAUAAAAGGCAGCAGGUGAUCCUGACAGAAAGAUGGGCUGCUCAGCACAAAGAGAUCCACUUCUCCAGCAUGCACCCUGGCUGGGCAGACACACCAGCGGUCCAGACCUCCAUGCCUUCAUUCCACGCUAGGAUGAAGUCCAAGCUGAGGACGGAGGCCAUGGGAGCUGACACCGUGGUGUGGCUCGCCGUAUCCGCAGCAGCCGCCAAGCAACCGAGCGGGCUCUUCUUUCAAGAUCGUAAAGGAGUGGCGACACACUUGCCACUCGCCUCCUCCCGGUCUACACCGCAAGAGGAGGAGAAGCUUCUGGCAGCGCUGGAGGAGUUUGCCCAAAAGUUCAAACCUUAAUACCUCAAUAAACAGUUUCUGUAAAAGGAAAAAAAACCAAGCACUCCUCACAGAUUACUAAUGUUUACACAAUCUAUUUUUAAUAUACAGAAAAGCUUCGACCUCCAAGAACAACCUUUAGUUAAAAUAAAUUAAAAAAAAAAACAAUCUAGUGAAGUAAAUAUGGUUGUUUAUGGAAAGAAGACUUGUACUUUAUUUUUGCUCCUUGGUUAAUCAAAAAAAAAAUGAAUAUACUUCCUAUUUGUAAAGCUUAUGAACAUCUAUACAUAUAUGUACACACUAACAAUUAUGCAUUUUAA
Molecule: messenger RNA, 1386 nt
Organism: Pelmatolapia mariae (spotted tilapia)
Lineage: Eukaryota; Metazoa; Chordata; Actinopteri; Cichliformes; Cichlidae
Gene: dhrs12
Product: dehydrogenase/reductase (SDR family) member 12
Exons: 10
Coding region: 131-1087 (318 amino acids)
Source: RefSeq, a predicted model, not a curated record